This is a messenger RNA of Heteronotia binoei (common prickly gecko), 972 nucleotides long. RefSeq names its product mas-related G-protein coupled receptor member X1-like. Bases 1 to 972 code for a protein of 323 amino acids. NCBI's taxonomy places the organism in Eukaryota, Metazoa, Chordata, Lepidosauria, Squamata, Gekkonidae. The transcript has a single exon. Gene Ontology annotation, cellular component: membrane. Gene Ontology annotation, biological process: G protein-coupled receptor signaling pathway. The record is from RefSeq and is a predicted model, not a curated record. Gene Ontology annotation, molecular function: G protein-coupled receptor activity.
AUGACCAAUUUCAGCAAGACACCCCUGUCUCUUGUAGAAGUUGUACCACAGUAUGCCGAUAUGUACCGUAACAUUUGGUCAGGUCAUAAUACUUCCAGUGGUGGACCACAGCAGAAUUUCAGUUCAUACAUUAUUUCCAUUUUCACAUCAUGCGUUUCCAUCAUUGGACUGGUGGGGAAUGGAAUUGUCAUCUGCCUUCUUGGUUUCUACAUUAAAAGGACCCCCUUCACUAUGUACAUCCUGAACUUGGCUGUCGCUGACUUUGGAGCUCUUCUGUUUGGAAGUAUCUAUGAUAUUUUAAUACUGACUGACACAAAAAAAUUAUUUUGGAUGAUAGUUUUUUCAGAGAUUGCCAUAUUCAUGUAUAUUGCAAGUCAACUUCUACUGACCGCCAUCAGUAUUGACAGGUGUGUGUCUGUUCUCUUCCCCUUCUGGCAUCGAUGGCACCGGCCGCGACAUUUGUCCAUCAUUGUGUGUGCCCUAAUAUGGGUUCUCUCCUUCCUGUCCUCAGGAAGUAUAGCACUUCUAGGCCUUUUGGAACAUAUUCAGGAAUAUUGGACACUUUUAUCUCCGUUUAUUGCAGCUGCUGUUCUUUGCCUGCCUCUUGUCAUGAUCUCCACCAUGAUUCUGUUGUUCAAAGUGUUCUGUAAAUCACAGCAGCCUUGGAGAAGAAGGCCACUAACUAUUGUAUUCUUAACUCUCCUUUUCUUCUUAGUCUUUGCUUUCCCCCUGAAUGCUAUUUUCACAAUCAAUUGUUUCACUGAUUUUAAAUACAGCUAUCUAAUAAUAUAUGGCACCUUGUGUGCCAGCUUCAACAGCUGUGUCAAUCCAGUGAUCUAUUUCCUGGUUGGGAGGAAGAAGAUGGGUCAACGAAGGAAGAGCCUGAAGUUUCUGCUCCAACGAGCUUUCCAGGAGGAGGAAGAUCACAGAGAGGGACAGGAACAGGGCACCGCAGCCCAGACAUCAAUAUGA